CCAGCAUGGCCACAGCUGCCUCCAGCCCCUACACUUUGCUCGGCUCCAGUCCCAUGAUUCACCCGGACAGUCAGGCCAUGCAGCCUGCAAGCCCCUACAGAGGACACCAGAAACUCCUGCACAGUGACUACCUGCAGAACGUCCAGAGCAACGGGCAUCCCCUCGGGCAUCAGUGGGCGAGCAAUCUAUCGGAUAGCAGCCCGUGGUCGGCCUCUAUGGAGCAGCAGGACGUCAAACCGGGAAGGGAAGACCUGCAGCUCGGCAUCAUCCAUCACCGCUCGCCGCACGUUGCUCAUCAUUCCCCGCACCACAACAACCAUGGCAACCACCCGGCGGCGUGGGGCACUCCGGUGUCCCACAACUCGUCCAUCAGCAGCGGGCAACAGAUUAACAUCUAUUCGCAGACGGGCUUCACUGUCAACGGCAUGCUGGAGCACGGCGGGCUCACUCCUCCGCCCAACCCGCAGGGCCAAGGCAUGCACCCAGGCCUCAGGGACACGCUCAGCCCCGAGCACAGCGACUUGAGUGGCCACCACUGCCACGACCACUCCGAUGAAGAGACGCCGACUUCGGACGAGCUGGAGCAUUUUGCCAAACAGUUCAAGCAGCGGAGGAUCAAGCUGGGCUUCACGCAGGCCGACGUGGGAUUGGCUCUGGGCACUCUCUACGGUAAUGUCUUUUCCCAAACGACCAUCUGCAGGUUCGAGGCUCUGCAGCUGAGCUUUAAAAACAUGUGCAAACUCAAGCCGCUGCUGAACAAGUGGUUGGAAGAGGCAGACUCAUCCACAGGCAGCUCGAGCAGUAUAGACAAGAUAGCAGCUCAGGGGAGGAAGAGGAAGAAGAGGACUUCCAUCGAGGUCAGCGUGAAGGGGGUCCUGGAGACGCACUUUCUCAAGUGCCCCAAACCCUCCGCGCAGGAAAUCACGUCGUUGGCAGACACGCUGCAGCUGGAGAAAGAGGUGGUCCGCGUGUGGUUCUGCAACCGGAGGCAGAAAGAGAAGCGCAUGACACCGCCUGGGGAGCCGCCGCCACCCCACGAGGGGCCCUAUUCCCACGGCGGGAGCGCGGGGGACGCGUCCUCUUGCCACGACCUCUGACCGCCGCUCCGGUCCGGGAGGGAUCAGCCCCAAGUCGGACUCUCGCGGUGCAGGUCCCGCCGGUACAGACUCCUCCAGACCCAGAAGACCUCCCUCCAGCAGCACCGGAGAUACCCGCUCAGCCUUGGCCUCUUUCGAAGCGCCACCAGAGCAUCGUUUCUCAUUUCAUGUCACUCCGUGCAGGGGCCGGUCAAAAUGUUUGGAUAUAAAAUACAAAAUGUGCCUAUAAUCUACCAGCGCCUUUAGUUUUUGUCUCCAUAAUCCGACAAACGGGACUGCUGUUUUGUUUUCUAUUUUACCUCCUUUUUAUUGUGGCAUGACACAAAUGAUUUUCUUAGAACCGAUUUGUUAUUACAGUGUUUGGGCACCACGUGUAAUUGUACUGUUCACUCGAGCUCACAAUCCUUCAAUGUCAUUAUUUUGUAACAUACUCGUAGAACAUCUGUGAUUUAUAUUAUUUUGCAGAUGCAAAUAGACCCUCAAUCCAGUGGUAUGUGACUGCCAACACAAUAGCACUUGAAAUCUAAUUUUUGCUCCUCCGUUGUGGCCUCUAUUUGACCAGGCCUCCACAAAAGUUAUUUAUAAAUUAUUUUGUUGUUGUUGCUUUCAUUCAUCUUCGACCAUUUAAACUGUGUAGACUCUGAACAAGAGCCGUGAAUAGAAAAAUGGGGUUGACGCUAUACACCUGCCUAUAAUUUUAUUGUAUGUUCAAUAUCCAAAUUUUAUAAUAUUAAAGACUCCCGUUAUUGGUUUAUUUCACAAGUAUUUUUUCGAAUAUUGUACAGUUUUAUAUAUUACCCUUUUGAAGUCAUUAAUUUAAACAAAUGCUCUUAGUUAUUCCUGCACUUAUAAUUAGCAAUGUAAAAAAAAUAUUUUCAGUAUAAGAUUGAACUGUUUCGGCGGUUUUAUUCCAAAUUUCGAUGACAGCUCAAGUAAUUAUUUAUUUUCAGUAUAAAGCUUGUAUUGUUUUGAAAUAAACUAUGUAUGUUGUAAUAAACAAUUUCUUGCUACAAUUGUUCCCUGUCCAAAAAUAAUUAAAGGUGAAUAAUAAUACAUUCUUAUAGUAGUAUUAUCAUCAUCCUCCAAUUAUUAUUUUAUUUCAGGUACAAUUUUAAUUCAGUUCUAACGAAACCCAUCAACCAUUACCGAUUUAUCGUUAACUCAAGUAACGAGUUAAAUAAACAAUCCAAAUCUUAUGGUGUGUUUAUAAAUAAACAGCAGCGUUCCCCCUUUGCGUGCAUGCAUGCAUGUUAUAAUUAUGUUUCCCCCUAAGGUUUUGGUGUCCCUCACAGCUGUAAAAUUUCCAAGUGGCUCGAUAGAUUCUUGGCUGAUCACUGGGAAAAAAAUGAAAUGCAUUCUGCAUGCAGUUCCUCUGAAAUGUUAUUGUCAGGGCCCUCUGCCCUCCUUGAUCAGACAUGCGUGAUGUAUCGGCUGGGCCAGUGGGCCUGACAGUACGCGCGUACACACACGCACACGCGUUGACACACGCACAAUCACGCACGCACAUACGCGCGCGCACACAGAAGCAGAUGAAUCUCAUUUCAAAGACUACAGCUCCGUAUAAUUGGCCAUGCGAAAGCAAAAUAGAGCUAUAUUCCCGCAAAAAAAACUGUGAAGCCUGAAAAUAAAUUAGGAAUGGUUUGAAAUAAGUAAAUGCAGCACUGUUUAAAUGAUUCAAAAAUAGAGCUGGAGAGGGAGAGUAAAGGAGGGAAAGGGGGGGAAAGGGUGCUAGGCCUUGCCUUGAAAACAGAAAGCCUGACUGGAAUACUAAUGUGUCUUGAAUUUAUGCAUCUCCUCAGUCUGCGGCCCUGGGAGGGGGUUGGGGGACACAGCAUGUAAGCGAGUGAGGAUGGAGGUAAAAGGGAACGAUUGUGACAAUAUAAAAGGGGAGAAAAGUACAAAACACAACAACUAAAUGUUUUAGUUGCAAAUGCUGAAUAUCAGGGCGACUUGGAUACGUCUGAUGGACGAGAACAAGCAAAUGAGCAGAAAAUCAAAAGUUUCGACAAGCAACCACAAUGCUUUACUUUGCUAUAGUUGGAGGCUGAAAACAUCGAAAUUCUGUCUGGAUGCACUUUUUUAAAGAAAGAUUAACUGAAUAACUCACUAGUGUAGAAAUGAUUGACUUUGGGAACACGUCAAGGACAAAAACGUAUAAGAGAAUUUCAGAGGGGGGAAAAUAUGGAUAUACACAUAUAUAUAUAUAUAUACACACACACACCCACACACUGUAUAUUUGUGUCCUCCAAUAUGUCAAUAUGUUUUAAAUUCAAUUAGCUCAUACUUUCAGUAAGAUCCAAGUGGUGACUUCAUGAUGCGAUGGAACGAUUCACUGCUUCUUUAUUUGUCAUCACUUCAAUUUAGCACAGACCAUUUUGGUUUCUUUUAAGGUCAUAGUGUUUUUAUGUCUCAAUUAAAGGUUAAAAUGAUGCAAUGAGCGGUCAGAACCUCAUUCAAAUGAAAUUUUGUUUUCAGAUUUUCAACCAAUUGGAAUUAAAGAGCUGUAAAAAAUGGUAAGUAAGCUUUAUUGUGAUAUAGGUCGAUAAAUGAGAAUUAAGUUACUUUUAAAAUACAACACACCAAACAGUAUCAUCUAUAAUCAGCACAAACAUUUGUAUACUGUAUAUGGUGGAAAACACU
Messenger RNA from Corythoichthys intestinalis (scribbled pipefish), 3737 nucleotides. Its product is annotated as POU domain, class 3, transcription factor 4-like. Gene Ontology annotation, cellular component: nucleus. Lineage: Eukaryota; Metazoa; Chordata; Actinopteri; Syngnathiformes; Syngnathidae. The record is from RefSeq and is a predicted model, not a curated record. Gene Ontology annotation, molecular function: DNA-binding transcription factor activity, RNA polymerase II-specific; RNA polymerase II cis-regulatory region sequence-specific DNA binding. The transcript has a single exon. The coding region runs from base 6 to 1097 and encodes 363 amino acids. Gene Ontology annotation, biological process: brain development; regulation of transcription by RNA polymerase II.